Molecule: messenger RNA, 2315 nt
Organism: Amphibalanus amphitrite
Lineage: Eukaryota; Metazoa; Arthropoda; Thecostraca; Balanomorpha; Balanidae
Product: dihydrolipoyl dehydrogenase, mitochondrial-like
Exons: 2
Coding region: 169-1674 (501 amino acids)
Cellular component (GO): mitochondrion; oxoglutarate dehydrogenase complex
Molecular function (GO): dihydrolipoyl dehydrogenase (NADH) activity; flavin adenine dinucleotide binding
Source: RefSeq, a predicted model, not a curated record
GUCUUCUUUAGCCAUAUGUGGCGCAUAUGCUUUUUAUUUUACGAUCUUUGGCUCAAAACUGCCUUUUGACCGCCUGCCGCUGGUUCUUGACCAGAGAAGGUGACUCGUGCCUCCCAGCGGUGACGUUAUUCUGUCCAGUGAGCACGCCGAGCGCGGUCCCCUCUCGCGAUGCAGGCUGUAGCGGCGCUCCGCCAGGUGCGGGUGGCCUCUCUGGCGCGUCUGCCGGCCGCCCUGCAGUGGCGCACCUACUCGGACUCUGCGCAGCACGACGCCGACCUGGUUGUGAUCGGCUCCGGACCCGGCGGCUACGUGGCCGCCAUCAAAGCCGCCCAGCUCGGACUCAAGACCGUCUGUGUGGAGAAGAACGAGACGCUGGGCGGCACCUGCCUCAACGUCGGCUGCAUCCCGUCCAAGGCGCUGCUGCACAACUCGCACCUCUACCAUGAGGCCGUGCACGAGUUCAAAAACCGAGGCAUCGACGUCGAGGGCGUCAAACUCAACCUGGAGCAGAUGAUGAACACAAAGAAGAAGGCCGUAUCCGGCCUCACCUCCGGUGUCGCCUACCUCUUCAAAAACAACAAAGUGACGCACGUCAAGGGACACGGCACCAUCACCGGCACGAACGAGGUGACCGCUACGGCCGCCGACGGCUCCAAGGAGGUCAUCAAGACCAAGAACAUCCUGAUCGCCACCGGCUCCGAGGUGACGCCGUUCCCGGGCAUCGAGAUCGACGAGGACACGAUCGUGUCAUCGACGGGCGCCCUCUCGCUGAAGCAGGUGCCCAAGAAGCUGGUGCUGAUCGGCGCCGGUGUGAUCGGCCUGGAGCUCGGCUCGGUCUGGUCGCGGCUGGGCGCCGAGGUCACGGCCGUCGAGUUCCUCGGCCACGUCGGCGGCGUGGGCAUCGACGCCGAGGUGUCCAAAAACUUCCAGCGCAUCCUCGGCAAGCAGGGCAUCAAGUUCAAACUAGGCCACAAGGUGACCGGCGCCGAGCGCAGCGGCGACAACAUCUCCGUCUCGGUCGAGAACGUCAAGGACUCGAGCAAGAAGGAGACGCUGGACUGUGACGCGCUGCUGGUCUGCGUGGGCCGUCGGCCCUACACCGACCGGCUCGGCCUCGAGAAGAUGGGCAUCGAGCGCGACGAGAAGGGCCGCAUCCCGGUCAACUCGCGCUUCCAGACGGUGAUCCCCAACAUCCACGCUAUCGGCGACUGCAUCCACGGCCCGAUGCUGGCGCACAAGGCCGAGGACGAAGGCAUCGUGUGUGUGGAGGGCAUCGCCGGCGGCCCGGUGCACAUCGACUACAACUGCGUGCCGUCCGUCAUCUACACCUUCCCCGAGGUGGCCUGGGUGGGCAAGACCGAGGAGGACCUGAAGGCCGACGGAGUCGAGUACAAGGUCGGCAAGUUCCCCUUCUCGGCCAACAGCCGCGCCAAGACCAACCAGGAGACGGACGGCUUCGUGAAGGUGCUCGGCGACAGCGCCACGGACCGCAUGCUGGGCGUGCACAUCAUCGGCCCGGGCGCCGGCGAGAUGAUCAACGAGGCCGUGCUGGCCAUGGAAUACGGCGCUUCGUGCGAGGAUCUGGCGCGCGUCUGCCACGCCCACCCCACCUGCUCCGAGGCACUGCGGGAAGCCAACCUGGCCGCCUACUGCGGAAAGGCCAUCAACUGCUAGGCGACGGCGGCUCGGCUCGGCUCGGCAGUCUGUGGACUGCGGAGCGGGGAGGGCUGCUGCAAAUACUAUUGAGUGAUAGACGGACGCGGGCUCCGGUGGAACGGAGUCUGUCAUGUGAGUUGGGAUCGAUGAACGCCACAGCGGGUACGGGAGCCGGCGGCGCUCUGAGCCGCGCUGUACGGGGAGCCGGCGGCGCUCUGAGCCGCGCUGUACGGGGGGCCGGCGGCGCUCCGAGCCGCGCUGUACAGGGGUCGGCGGCGCUCUGAGCCGCGCUGUACAGGGAGCCGGCGGCGCUCUGAGCCGCGCUGUACGGGGGGUCGGCGGUGCCGUAACAAGGUCCCCGGGUGCAUCGUGCCGGGGGUCUGUUAGUUCACCUGAUCUGGUAAACGUCUAAACGCAUUAUGCAUUUUCUUCAAUUAUUCUCAAGGUAAUUUUUGGAGAAGUUGAGGUUCCGAGUCGCUGCCAGUGUGGUGUUUGUUGAACGGUCAUGGUCAUCGGUAUGAAUGCCACCUUCUGCCCCGUAGUGCGCGCGUGUAGAUAUUUCAUGACUGAUAUAUGUUUUAUCCGAUACUAAAAACUGUGUGGUGCUCUCGGUUGUUGUUAUGUUCUGGUUUCGAAUACAGAUGUGUCUGUGCCCGAGA